AUGUCCCCCAUAAUCUCCCUCGCCCUCGCCGCCCUCAGCCUAUCCACCCUAACCAGCGCCUCCUGCCAGCUCCAAAACCAACUCAAAUCCAAAACCGGCAAAGAACCCAGCACGCACCUCUGCGUCCCGCAAGGCGCCGGGUCCUGGACCCUCGCAAUGGACGUGCACGAAAUCGACGUCCCGACCUUCGACUCCAGCGCGCCAUGGGCAGGUCUCGUAUCGGGCAACUCAUUCAUGCUGUAUGAUAACGCGUGUAAUAUCAAGGGUGUCUACGCGCCGCAAUCGCAGAGCAACCAUUGCGGCAGCCCGUACGUUAUCGAGGAGAACUUCCUGCCGUACGUGUUGACGAUUAAGUCUGUGGACUUCGAUGUGGGGAGCCCGAGGUUCAAGUUCGCGUAUGCGGAUGGGGAGUACUCGAUUGGCGAGAAUGGCUGCGCGUGUAAGAAUGUCUCGCAUGGGUUGGAGGGGGAGCAGGCUUGUAAAUGUGCUUUUCCGCUUCAUGGGCAGAAGUAG
Molecule: messenger RNA, 513 nt
Organism: Annulohypoxylon maeteangense
Lineage: Eukaryota; Fungi; Ascomycota; Sordariomycetes; Xylariales; Hypoxylaceae
Exons: 1
Coding region: 1-513 (170 amino acids)
Source: RefSeq, a predicted model, not a curated record